AUGAAGCGGCCGCCAAUCCAAUGGACGCCAAACGCCGAUAUCUAUGGCGCGCCUCUCAGUCUCAUCUCGAGCCGAGACACGUCCGAGCUGGCAUCCUCACACCCUUCCAUUCAAAUUGUUCAGGAGACCGACAGUAUUCGGCGCAUUCCUCGAGGUGCAACGGUUCCCAAGUCCUCGCUGCAGGACGACUGCCCAAAUACACCCAAGCACUUGUCUGCUAUUUCUGUUGAUAUAAUAGACUCACGUGAGGCUUUGAGUGGCCACCUCUCUGCUAAUACUCGCAGUCUGACCUCGUCGACGGUCGACAUCCCGCCUCACCCCCUGGCGCAUCCUCCGUCUCCUCCCAUGACCAUCCAGCAUCCUGGAUCUUUUGGUUCCUUUGCCUCACCGAUGGACAAGGUGCAGUUCCAGGCCAAACCUCUUACACCUGACACUUCUCCAAGACGCCGAGAUGUGGAGAUCACCGGCACACAGCCAAGAAAUAUGCCGAACUUCUCAAGCAACGUACUCGCCAAUUCCGAGACCCAGCGACAGAUCCCGAACCCAAUCAACACGAGUGGCCCUGAUCAUGUUCCAUUUAUUCUUGCGUGUGAAUCUCAAGUUCUUGCUCAGCAACUGACGUUGGUUGAGGUGGCCGCUCUAAGUGAGGUUGAUUGGCGCGACCUGGUCGAGAUGAAGUGGAACAGCAGUGCCCAGUGUGUUGUCAGCUGGGCCCAGUUCCUCACUACAGAGGAACGUAAGGGCAUCGAUCUUGUCGUUGGUCGAUUCAACCUUAUGGUCAAAUGGGUUGUGUCCGAGAUCAUCUUGACUCAAGAUAUCCACGAGCGAGCGCGCACCCUGGUCAAAUUCAUCCACACAGCAGUGCAUGCACGCCGUAUGUGCAAUUAUGCCACGAUGCUGCAAAUUGCGAUCGCCUUGUCUUCUUCCGAUUGCUCUCGGCUGCAAAGAACAUGGGAACUGAUCCCUGUGGAAGACCAACGUCUAUUCAAGGACAUGGAGUGCUUGAUUCAGCCGGUGCGCAACUUCAAUGACCUUCGGGUCGAAAUGGAGACAGCCAACCUACAAGAGGGCUGUAUUCCUUUCAUUGGUCUGUAUGUGCACGAUCUCACCUAUAACGCCCAGAAACCAGCGCAAAUCAAGAGCAGCGAGGGAGGAAUGCUCGUCAACUUUGAACGUUAUCGCACUGCUGCGCGCAUUGUCAAGAGCCUGCUCCGUCUGAUUGAUGCCAGCACAAAGUAUCGAUUUGAGCCCGUGCAGGGUAUCAUCGAGCGCUGUUUGUGGAUUGCAUCCCUUUCCGAGGACGAAAUCCAAGCUCGAAGCAAGCGGCUUGAAUAA
Penicillium maclennaniae is the source of this 1335-nucleotide messenger RNA. RefSeq names its product RasGEF domain-containing protein. The coding region runs from base 1 to 1335 and encodes 444 amino acids. Gene Ontology annotation, molecular function: guanyl-nucleotide exchange factor activity. The record is from RefSeq and is a predicted model, not a curated record. NCBI's taxonomy places the organism in Eukaryota, Fungi, Ascomycota, Eurotiomycetes, Eurotiales, Aspergillaceae. Gene Ontology annotation, cellular component: plasma membrane. Gene Ontology annotation, biological process: positive regulation of GTPase activity; Ras protein signal transduction. The transcript has a single exon.